Molecule: messenger RNA, 1638 nt
Organism: Pyricularia pennisetigena
Lineage: Eukaryota; Fungi; Ascomycota; Sordariomycetes; Magnaporthales; Pyriculariaceae
Exons: 1
Coding region: 1-1638 (545 amino acids)
Biological process (GO): mannan biosynthetic process
Cellular component (GO): Golgi apparatus
Molecular function (GO): alpha-1,2-mannosyltransferase activity
Source: RefSeq, a predicted model, not a curated record
AUGGCAGGCAGCAAACGCCUGCGACUCGUGGUCGUCGCAACGGUCCUCUUGGUCGUGGUCUUCUGGCUCGUGCAGCGCAGCGAUGACGACCAGAUUCGGCCCGCCCCGCUGCCGGACACCCACCCAAAAUUGGCUCACGGCAGCAGCGGCAGCAAGCACACCGGUGGUGACGCGUCAUCCAACCACAACGGAGCACACAGAGGAGGACAUCCGGCCAAGCCUCCACUUCAGGAACCACCGUCAUCCAUCGUCACGCAGCUGAACCCGACUCGGCUACCGGAACCUCCCAACGCCCGAGUCGUCAAACAUGCGCACAGGCUGCCGACUGCAGACGACUUUGUGUCGCACCUAUGGGCCGUCACGAAAUUGCCUGGGCUGGGUUUGAGGCAGGCGAAGCAGACCUGCACUUGGAAGCCCGACGAAAAGGUCAACUUUCAAUUCGGCGACGCGGAGGACUGGGUCAAAGCCGAUCGGCCCGAUGCCGAAAUAGAGGCUCGCAGGGCCGAGUGGCACGCCUUUGUCCGCGAGGGCAUGAUCUCCUAUUCUGCGGUGGCAGGCCGCUUCACCAACCGUCGAGGUCUGGUCAUUCUGGCAGGCAACCAGGAUACGGUCUCCCGCGUCGGCGUGAUACUGCGCGCUCUCCAAAAUUUGGGGAGCAAGGUCGCCAUCGAAAUUCACUAUUUUGGUGAUGAGAUGUCAGAGCAUGACAGAGUCAGCCUGGCCUCGGUCUGGCCCAGGAUGUUCUUCAAUGAUCUGUCAGGGUCUCACAACAUCAUAAGGCCAAAGAAAGACGGCCUCUACAUCAACUACCAGCUCAAAACGGCAGCAAUGCUCAACUCCCGAUUCGCCGAGCCGCUUCUCCUCGAUUCCGACAACAUCCCCCUGAUAGACCCGGAUACACUCUACGACUCGGAUGUCUAUCGAGAGUAUGGGACCGUAUUUUGGCCCGACAUUGCUCGCACCCGGCCCCAGAACCCAGCUUGGGCCAUCACAAACACCAACUGCCGGAUGGACGAGUACGAGCAGGAGAGUGGACAGUUGCUGGUCGACAAGACGCGCUUCUGGUACCAUCUGCAGCUGGCGGCGUGGUGGAACAACCAGCAUGGUGACUACUACAACAAAUUUCUGCUGGGCGACAAGGACAUGUUCCGGUUCGCGUGGCACGCGCUCAAGACCGAGUACGGAAAGCCCAAGAAGUGGCUCGCAAGCGUGGGCACAGAGAACGAUGGCUUCUACUGCGGGCACUCAUUCGCCCAACAUCACCCCGACGACAAAAGGGUUGCUUUCCUCCACGGCGGUCUGGUCAAAACGGUAAGCCUCGAGGUGAUGCGCUGGAACAAGGAGGUCAAAGGCGGUUAUUUUCGACAUUAUAAGCCCUCGCCGUCGGACGAGGAUCCGUCGGUCAACGUCUACGUCGGCAUCAAGUUUGACUCGGCCACGUACAAGCCCGAUCAUCGACCCGACUUUCAUCCAGCCAUGUGCACAGACUUGUACGAUGUAAAGGCACGGGACCUCAACGAGCUGGUGCCAAUGUGGGAGAAGACCAUGGAUGAGAUUGGUGGAUAUUGGCAACUAGGGCCCGACAAGGCUCACAGCGGAAAUGGCUUCGGAGGGACCGACUUUUCAUCAAUAGAAUAG